Molecule: messenger RNA, 4268 nt
Organism: Pseudopipra pipra
Lineage: Eukaryota; Metazoa; Chordata; Aves; Passeriformes; Pipridae
Gene: DCUN1D2
Product: defective in cullin neddylation 1 domain containing 2
Exons: 7
Coding region: 43-1128 (361 amino acids)
Biological process (GO): protein neddylation
Cellular component (GO): ubiquitin ligase complex
Molecular function (GO): ubiquitin-like protein binding; cullin family protein binding; ubiquitin conjugating enzyme binding
Source: RefSeq, a predicted model, not a curated record
UCCUACCGCUCCGGCUCCCGCUGCCCUGCCCGGGGAGGGGGCAUGACGCCAGGCGGGGAGGGUGGGGGACGCGGGGAUGGAGGGAGACACACACACUCCGUGCGGAGUCGCCCUCCCGCCGCCUCCUCCGCCGGGCCGGGAGCCGGGAAGGUCACCGGGGGCGGCGGGGGAAGGGAGAGGGCCGGGCACCGCCGCGGGUAUUUCGAGCGCCGGCAGCCGGCGCGGCGCGUACCUUUCCCUUUUUUGGGAUUCGGGUUGGCGGGGCAGGUCUCCGGAGUCCCGAGUCCCUCGCUCCCACUGCCCCCUUCCCCGCUGGGGGACGCGGCAGGUGCAGCUGGAGGAGGUGGAAAGCAUAAGCUUAAAUCGUCUCAGAAGGACAAGGUCCGCCAGUUUAUGGCCUUUACCCAGGCUGGUGAAAGGACUGCUAUAUACUGCUUAACGCAGAAUGAAUGGAAACUAGAAGUCGCAACAGACAACUACUUCCAGAAUCCAGACUUAUACUACAAAGAAUCCAUGAAAAAUUCAGUAGACAGGAAGAAAUUAGAACAACUGUAUAAUCGAUACAAAGACCCACAAGAUGAAAAUAAAAUUGGCGUUGAUGGAAUUCAGCAGUUUUGUGAUGAUUUAAGCCUGGACCCAGCCAGUAUCAGUGUCCUGGUUGUAGCAUGGAAAUUCAGGGCAGCUACUCAAUGUGAAUUCAGUAAAAAGGAAUUUGUUGAUGGUAUGACAGAGUUGGGGUGUGACACCACAGAAAAACUAAAAGCUCUAUUGCCAAGACUUGAACAAGAGCUAAAGGAUCCAACAAAGUUCAAAGAUUUUUAUCAGUUUACUUUUAACUUUGCUAAAAACCCUGGACAAAAAGGUCUAGAUUUAGAAAUGGCAAUUGCAUAUUGGAAUUUAGUCUUGUCAGGAAGGUUUAAAUUUCUAGAUCUUUGGAAUAAAUUUUUGUUGGAACAUCAUAAAAGAUCAAUUCCAAAAGAUACUUGGAAUCUUUUGUUAGACUUUGGAAAUAUGAUUGCAGAUGAUAUGUCCAACUAUGAUGAAGAAGGGGCGUGGCCUGUUCUAAUAGAUGAUUUUGUGGAAUAUGCACGACCAAUAGUCACAGGAGGAAAACAUAAAACUUCCUAACGCCAGACACGUCAGUAUGGACUAAACAUGCUCUCUGAACUGCACUGGGUGAUGAAGAUUUGUUAACUGAAAACUAUGCACAUUUUUGCUGGUUUCAGUGGUCGUGAUGACAUUCUGCAGACAAAACUGAAAUUCUUCCUUUCUACCUAAAGAAUAUGAUGGCUGACUUGUGGACACUUCAAGAACAAACUCAGAAGAUAGUUCAGGCUGUUUGUAGGCUAUUGGCUUCAAUUAUUGUACUGGUUAUAUCAUAUAGGAUGUAGAUUUUGCAUGAUUUUAUACUUUGGAGAAGUUUAACUAGAGGCCAUUUUAUUAAAGUUUUGACAGCACAGCAUGCCAUUCAGUUCAUGAUCCAAAGUGAACACCAGCAGUUACAUAAACAAAACUGUAUUAUAUUGUACUUAUAUUAAAAGCAGUAUUUGUGGUAUAUAAAUUAAAUCCCUAAAUAAAACUUAUGCAGUAUGUUGUAUUUUUAUAAAAGUUAGUUCCAUGGAUCUGUCCUAAUAUGGAAUUGUAACAAAACAAAAACAAACAAACCCACUUAUGCCUUUUUUGUUUUGUUUUUUCAACUUGUUGCCCAAACUUACAGUUUUUACUUUUAAGUCCUGGAUGUGUAGAUUGAUUAUAUCCAGCCUUUUGUUUUCUCCCAAUGAGAUUAACUUCCUCAUUAUUCUUCUUGAAGUGCUUGGACAUGUAGGAGUAGCAUUGCUGAGGACAGGCUGCUGCUCUAUGCUGUGUUGCACCUCCAGUUUUUUUUAAUUAACCAUUUUAAUGUAGACAUUAAACAACCAAAGAUGCUUUUGUAAUUCAUGUUUGGUUAUCUUAAUUCAGUUAGUCUUUAGUUAUGUGUUCUAUUUAUUUUUAAUAAGGAACUGGUGGAAUGUGGAUUUUAUUUAUAGAUUGAAACAUACCAUAAAUUCUAACUAAAUGCAACAUAGUUAUAAAUGCAAAUCCUGGCACUUCUCACGGAAAAUAUGUGUGAGUAAGCCCAAAGACUUAACUAGUUGGCUUCUAUGUUGGAAAAAGCUAGGGGUAAGGAGACUUUAUAUUAAUGAUUAUAAGUAUUCAUGCCUCUGGAUGUAUUGUGCAUUCUAUUUUAUAUAUUUAAGAGGGGAGAGGAAGAGUAAAUUGACGCAGUUUCAGUGAUCUCAAGGCUGGUGAAAUUGGACCAGUUUUCACCAAAUCUGAAUUUGUUCAGUCAUUUGUUUCUCCCCUUACGCCGACAAUUGAUUAUAAAGUGUACAGAGGUCAGUCUCCUCUUCCUCAAAAGUGUCUUCCACUGUCUAAGCACAAAAAAGUUUUACCAGAAACUAUUCAGCAUGUCUUCACACAUGCUCUUUCAAAUGCUACCUCAUCAAAAUGAGUUUGUCAUAGCCACUGUAAAAGUUUGUUAAAAUGAAGUGUUGCUAAAGAGCGUGUACAGCUAUGAUCAAUAUAUUUUCUGUAAUCAGAGCUGAAUAGGUGCAAGAAUUUUGGAGAAAGUAGUGCAUUAAGUUAUUUAAAUUAUGUCUGUUUGGAUCACAUGAGAUCACUUAAGCAUUGCAUGACAGCAUACUAUUUUAUUUUGGGUUUGCAAGGGUAUAAAAGCUUGCAAUAUUCUCUUAAACUCUAAUAUUUAGAGUUUAAUACAAGCAGUCAGCUUUUAUUUAUGUCAAUGCAACCUGCAAGAACAAAUGUACAUGCUACAUACAGAGAGAUUGCCUUCAUUCUUCCACUUGAGAGAAUUUCAGUUGUGCAUGAUGUUUAAAAAGUAGGAUUAGGGCAAUUUUGAACAAAUUACCAAGUUUUCUCUUAGUAAGAGUAUAGCAAGCAAAUUAAAAAUGCCCUGAGAGUAAUUUAUUGUCAGUAUAUUUUUUUGCCCUUGCAGGGCAGCCGCCAGGUGUCAGCAUCUCAGCCAGCAGCUGCCUCCUGCUUGUGUGUAAAGUUAGCCAGGAAGGUUAAGCCCAAUUAUUACUUUCUGCCUACAACUUUUUAGAAGGGCAUUUUGUACAUAACUUCUAUAGAAGUCAAUGGGGAUUGAAAAGUAGUGUUAUGCUCUUUUAAAUAGAUUUGAUUUAUCUACGUUUCUGUCCCAAAACAAGCCACUUCUGUAUCAGUCUCAUAGACUUUGGCAAAGAUGUAACAUCUUGUAGCAUCAAGUGCAUUUAUCUAGCCAAAAGUGAUAGAAAGCUUGUUAUUCACAAUUGCCACUUAAAAUGUAUAGCUAUAAUAUAACUGCACAGAAGUAGUUUAAUCUAUCAGUAUGUGAUGCAACUCAAGUUUCAUAGUGCUAGAGCUUGUGAAACAUUUGUUCAUGCUUGAGAGUUCCUUCAAAUCAAUCUGAUGAACCUUUUACCUUUUAAAAUAAAUAGAGCAUAAAAAAGGCAUAGGAAUUGAGGUUUUUUUGCCUUGUUAAUCGAAGCAAGAGGGAAGGUGCUUAGCACAAUAAUCAGUUUCUAUAUAUAUACUUUUACUCACUCUUAAGCCUCCUUCCUGUGAGGAUCCUUCAUGGGAAACAACCUUCCAACCCAGGAGGAGUGGGUAAAAUAUCUGAAGAUAGGAGUUGCUUCUUGUCAGCCAGCUUCUGAGGUGUAGUGUUCUUUUUCUUUUGUUCUUCCUGCUAUUCUAUCCCUUUAAAACCACAUAUGCUUUUUGCAUUCCCAUACAGAAUAGCAUGGAGUAACACCUUCACACUUGAUCAUUAAAAAUACAAAUAAAUUGCUUUGAAAUUAUGAGUUUCUUAUGUAUUUUAAUAAUUAUCUGCUAUCCACAGUUCCACUUUACAGGGCACUCUGACUUGCUUUUUAAGUAAGCUGAUACAGUGGUAACACCUAGGCUGUUCAAUUUAUAAUCAUAAAUGGUACAGAUGUCUUCGAGUUGUUCGGUGCAUACAGUAUUACUUCAUGGAUAUGCUGUAUGAAUUUUUAAAGUUGGUGCCAAGUUGUUUGGUUUUACAUCCUAGAGGGUUUGAAACUGAGCCAUAGGAUUUGUACUUGCCAAUUCUAAAUUUAAAUGUAAUUUAUCAUGUGUGUCAUGCCAAGGAGAGCAAACCUGCAGGCAUCUGUUCAUUCAAUGCACCUGGGAGAUUUGCUGCUGAGUAAGCUGUACGUGUGUAAAUUUUGUGGCAAUGGAAAAAGGAAUAAAUGGACUGUCAACAUAAA